Diachasma alloeum is the source of this 1405-nucleotide messenger RNA. It is a transcript of the gene geminin, whose product is annotated as geminin. Lineage: Eukaryota; Metazoa; Arthropoda; Insecta; Hymenoptera; Braconidae. The record is from RefSeq and is a predicted model, not a curated record. Gene Ontology annotation, cellular component: nucleus. The transcript is spliced from 4 exons. Gene Ontology annotation, biological process: negative regulation of cell cycle; negative regulation of DNA replication. Bases 241 to 771 code for a protein of 176 amino acids.
CACACAGCCGUACGCACGCGCAGUAAAAACGACUCUCCGCCAUCUUGCGGCUGUCGUCCCAACCACAAUCCCUGAAUUCGCGCCAAUUCCGUUGAUUCCGGCGCUUGGACAACGCUUUCUCACGACAUUCCACACAUUUUAAUCGAUCAGAAGCUGAUAAAAGUCUGAAUAAAAAGGGAUUCGGGACGAUUGAGUCGUCGGGAGGAUUUUGAGAGGUUUCAGACACUGAAAGGAGUUAACAUGAAACCGGGAGGUGCCACGAAAGUUGCCGUCCCCCAAUCUGCACCACUCGAGGAUAAAUCCAGGAAGACUCUGCACAAUCUUCAGCCAGCAGCCACUGACAAGGAGAAUCUGGUGGGUGCAGGGAGAGUCCUGAGGUCUGGUGUGACUACCAAGGUCACACCCAAGGAUGAGAUGUCAGCAAAACCAAAAUCAGACACUGGCAAGAAGAUAAAGAAGGUAACCCACAAGGACAAGGCAUGUCAAACUGCCAGGGGAGACAAAAUAAAGAUCGAGGUUGAGGACUUGACAUCGGAGGCUGGCCCCAGUGAGAACUACUGGCAGGUGCUCGCCGAGAGACGAAGGAUAGCUCUCGACGAUGCCCUGGAGGAGAACAAAGAUCUCUCCAACCGUCUGGAGAAGCUGGAGGAGGAGAAUAAAACCUACAAGGAGAUGCUGGACGAGACGAGAGCCCUCGUCGAGGUGCUCCAGGACAUGAUUGGAGAGGAUCGCCCUGACAUCAACAACUCCCUGGACGACAGUGUACUCUGAUAGACACCUAGUUAGUCAAUACUUAAGUACAAUAUUUUUUAUCAAUCUCUUAAUACUUAAAGAUAAGAACAGACUGACGUAAACUUUUUCAUAAAAAAAGAAGUGAGAAAAUAAUAAUUAUUGUAAGAGAAAUACUUUGACUCUUUGAUGAGUUUAAAGAUAGAGCUAACGACUCAAGCUAAAACAAAUAUCGAGUAUCACCGGUGUUAAAUGCAUAAAAUCAACAAAAUUGCAACAUUGACUAUCACAAGCACAAAGGAAAAUCGUUGCCAAUUUAUUCAGCAAUAGUUUGAUGGUAAAGUUUUGAAGCAAUUGAAAACUUUUCUCAGUGAAAAAAUAGAAAACGACUCUUGUUAAUUAGCAAACAAUCUCUCUAAUCUUCGUCUUUGAAACGACGGUAUAUCGAUUGUACGUAAGUGAAGACGCACUUCCAGUCGGGUCGUCGCAUCAUCACCAUGUCAUCUACGUCGAGCAAUGGUGUUAUGUCAGCGAUUUCCCUGAAAAAUAAUUCAUAAUAGUUGAUCGCGAUUUAUGCAUUUAACGAUAAUUAAGGGGAUUUUUGUAUUGGUGAGAUUUUUGUUGGCGACAGUAAUACUUAGAUGAAUGAAUAAAAAUUUAUGUGGACUCUUACUCA